CGGCGGCGGCGGGCGGCGGGCGGCGGGCGGCGGGCGGCGGGUGGGGGCGGGCCUGCGAGCAGGGCUUCUGGCGGCUUUCCAGGUCGGCGCACUAAUACGGGCGAUGAGGCUUCGCGGCUCCAGUCUGACUGACGCCGACUGGGGCCGCCGCUGCCGCCGCCGCCGCUACAGCCGCUGUCUCGGUCGCCGCCGCCGCCGCCGCCGCCGCCGCCGGGCCCUGCAGGCGCUGGGCGCGCUCAGCCAGGCGAGUUGGCCAGCCCAUCCCAGGGCUUAGGAGAAAGUCAACCCACUUUCCAGCCUGCACUGGUCACAGUUACUUCCAGAAGAAAGGGAAGACCUAUGACGUCCCUGGAGAGUUGGUACCUAUGACAUCCCGGGAGGCGUCCUUGCUCACUUCACUUGGGCCCUGCAGGCAGUGAAGGGCCUUGGGUCCAGCUCCUGUUUGUACUGGACGCCUGUGGUCCCUCUCUUAUGCACUCCAGCACCCCCAUCAGCUCCCUCUUCUCCUUCACCAGCCCUGCAGUGAAGAGACUGCUCGGCUGGAAGCAAGGAGAUGAAGAGGAAAAGUGGGCAGAGAAGGCGGUGGACUCAUUAGUGAAGAAGCUAAAGAAGAAGAAAGGAGCCAUGGAUGAGCUGGAGAGGGCGCUCAGCUGCCCAGGGCAACCCAGCAAGUGUGUGACGAUUCCCCGCUCCCUGGAUGGGCGGCUGCAGGUGUCCCACCGCAAGGGUUUGCCCCACGUCAUUUACUGCCGAGUGUGGCGUUGGCCCGAUCUCCAGUCUCACCAUGAGUUGAAGCCACUGGAAUGCUGUGAGUUCCCAUUUGGCUCCAAGCAGAAAGAGGUGUGCAUUAACCCCUACCACUACCGCCGUGUGGAGACGCCAGGUGGGUUUCCUUCAUGGUUCAUUGUAAAAGUUCUGCCUCCCGUGCUCGUGCCCAGACACAGCGAGUACAACCCGCAGCUGAGCCUCCUGGCCAAGUUCCGCAGCGCGUCCCUGCACAGCGAGCCGCUCAUGCCGCACAACGCCACCUACCCCGACUCCUUCCAGCAGCCUCCGUGCCCGGCCUUCCCUCCGUCGCCGGGGCCCCCGUUCCCGCAGUCCCCGUGCACGGCCGGCUACCCUCACUCCCCGGGAAGCCCUUCCGAGCCGGAGAGCCCCUUCCAGCACUCAGAUUUUCGGCCGGUUUGCUACGAGGAGCCGCAGCACUGGUGCUCCGUCGCCUACUAUGAACUGAACAACCGUGUUGGGGAGACGUUCCAGGCUUCCUCCCGAAGUGUGCUUAUUGAUGGAUUCACAGACCCUUCGAAUAACAGGAACAGAUUCUGUCUCGGACUUCUUUCUAAUGUAAACAGAAACUCAACGAUAGAAAAUACCAGAAGACACAUAGGAAAGGGCGUGCACCUGUACUACGUCGGGGGAGAGGUCUACGCCGAGUGCGUGAGUGACAGCAGCAUCUUUGUGCAGAGCCGGAACUGCAACUGUCAGCACGGCUUUCACCCGGCCACCGUCUGCAAGAUCCCCAGCGGCUGCAGCCUCAAGGUCUUCAACAACCAGCUGUUCGCUCAGCUGCUUGCCCAGUCCGUCCACCACGGAUUUGAAGUCGUUUAUGAGUUGACUAAGAUGUGCACCAUCCGGAUGAGUUUUGUCAAGGGUUGGGGAGCCGAGUAUCAUCGCCAGGAUGUCACGAGCACGCCCUGCUGGAUUGAGAUUCACCUUCAUGGACCACUGCAGUGGUUGGACAAAGUUCUGACUCAAAUGGGCUCUCCACACAACCCGAUUUCUUCAGUGUCUUAACAGUCCUGUCUUAAUCCACAUUUCUGUAGGAUAGAUGCUAUUGCAGGCAGUGGCUUAUAUCAUUUCAGAUUUGCAACUAACUGAAGUUUCUAAGUACAUGUGUAAAUACAUAUAAUAUAUACUAUUCACAUUUUGUAUCACCAUUUGUUUUGUGCUUUCUAGUUAACCUGAUGCCAGUACAGUGCAAUUAGAAAAGCAGGGUUUUUGUGCCUACACUGUAAUAAGCAGCAGCUUCUUUUGUGGGAGAGAACAAAUGAGAGGCAACUGUAGGAACAGUAUUUGAAGGGUGUUGGUAGAAUAAAGGCAGCUUUAGUCCACCAUGUCAUGUAAGGCAUGUUGUGUGGCCAAUCUGGAAAAAUAUUAAAACUGUUUACGUAGCAAAAAUCAGGUACUAGCAGCACUAGAGCAAAUAACACUUUAGGACAAAACAAAGCUGUCAAACCCAUAAAAUUUAAAUAACCUCACUGUUAGUGCUACUGGCCAAAAAAAAAAAAAAAAAAAUCAAGCUUGUAAAAUCAGUUACAUAAGGUAAGUCACAUAAACUUUAUUUCUGAAGUUGAAAUACCUAUAGCUGGACUAUUGUGCUGAUAUGAACGGUACAUUUUAAACAGAUUAAACUGUGAUGGGAAAAGAAAGAAACUGUGAAGCUGAGAGUCAUGUUGCCUCAUUAUCUACCACUGUAAAAAAAAUGAAUGAGUCUAAUAUGGGAAGAUAAAUAUGAAAAUAGCAUGAAAGGAGCUAUAUCCCCCAGUUGCAAAAUAAGACCAGAACUUAGUCUGAGAAUCACCCACAGAGAUGCCUGCUUUCCACAUAGGAAAUCUCGGGUUCCUGUUUUCCUGGUGAUUCAUGUCAGGCAGCUCUGCAGAUUUCUGAGUCUGCACAGUGAGCUCUACGGCCAUGUAUGUCAGUCAGUCCUGUAUGCGGAAGCAGUAAAAUAAGAGCAUUGGACAAAAGCACCCUGUUUACUUAUACCUUCUCACAUUCCCACGUUCAAAGUCUCUAGGUGAGGGCAUGCCUUUUGCCACAUUUUCCUCACAUGCUGGCAAAUAUUAACUAUUCACAGAUGACUAAAACAGUGGUGAAGCCUUUGAGAAAAUCUAGACACACCGCUGGGAUCAAAUUUGAGUUAUUUAACUUAGUGUUUCUAUUGAUUAAAUGAUCUGCUGGUCAUAUGUGGUAGCCUCUUCUAAAACUAAAGCUUCAUACCUGGAAAUAACUUCCCAAGUAAGAUAAUAAUUUCACAAUCCCUAUCAUUUCUGAGGAACAGUGGUCCUGAAUAACAGGACAUUUUAAAAAAUGUAUCCACAACAUCAAAACCUGUUCUUAUUUACCCUUGGAUGAUAAAGAGAGGAAAAUUUCCCAAAUUCCUAGGUACUUUCAUAUAUAUAUAAUAAUUCCCACCCACUAAACACUGCAUUGCUUGGAAAAAUAUUUCACACCCUUUUUAAAAUGUGUAAUUUAAGAAGGUAAUUAUGCUUGUAACAGACGGUACUUCAGUGAUCCAGGUUUCUUCAUUUAUACAUUGUCUCAACUCUUUCUAGCAUUAGUGCAUAGUAGUUGUUUCUCAUUAAAUUGUAUUCAAGGUAGGAAUGAUCAUGUGACAAAGAUAUGUGUGUGAGCUACUGCUGUCACCUCUUGUAAUGACUAGUGUCACCUAAUAGAGGCUUCCCCAUAUACAGUAGAAAAUAUUACAUUGUACAUUAAAGCUAGGUGGGCCAUUGAGUGUUUAGCAAACUCCGUAGUAUAUUGGUGCAUCAACUAUGUAUGUGCCUGGCACAGUGUUAGGUACUGUGGAAUCGAAUGUAAACAAGAGACCCGUCCCAGCCCUCUGGAGCUGAAAGUCUUAAGAGUAAAUCUGUUUGUAGAAUCAUCUUCAUGUUUCAAGAACUUUUAAAACAAACCAUGCAAUCUUUCUUAUGCUUGAAAAAAAGUAUAAUUGACUUCUUAAUUAUCUCUAUUUUGAAGCUGAUUUCCCUUCUCUUCUGAGCAAUCAAGUAAUGGUUGAAGACUUCCGUGGAUAAACGCUACUUUUCUUCUGUGUCUCAAAAUUGGGUUUUUCUCCUUUUGCUUCCCUAUUUUCCAAUAAUUCCCCAUCUCCCCUUUUCUUGGAAAAGGCAUUAAUAUGGUGAAGUCAUCCUCAUACAAGUACUGUUGCAUGAAAGAGCAUUAGGUACACGUGGUUUGGGCUCCAGAGAGCAAACAUAGCUUUCUGAAUCUCUCCAUCAGUGGUCAAACUCCUCCUCUGGUAGUCUUAUACCUUUACGGGAUUAAUUGGUACUAGUUGCUUAUAAAUGACAUGAAAAAAUACAUUGAAUUUUCAUGCAGCUUUGGGAAACCAGGACAAAAUAUUCCAGUGAAUCCAAAUUAUUUCUUCAAAAAAUAAAUGAUUAAAGUGGUACGUAUGCGUCAUUACCAGUCCUAUCUCACCAAAAGCCUUUAUUAAGAUACUGUGAAAUUCAGAGAAUUUAGAAUUGAUGAGAAGUUAAUCCUUCAGUCACUGUAAGAGUCACAUUUUAAAUCAGCCUUUUAACAUUUUUGCUGGCAAGAAUUGUUAAAAAUUGUAAUGCAGUAUUUGAUUUCAAACUUCUAAAUGUGCUCAUUUAGCAUUCAUUUCUUGAGAUAGACAAUCCAAAAAAUGUCAUAGCAUUCUUUUAUAGGAUAGUGAGCAAAGUGGACAUGCUAAGCCAUUAAUUGCAUCAGCCAAACAUGUUUAAGGUUGCCAUAGACAAGGAUUGUGCAAUAGAGAAUAACAACAUCUGGCCUGCUCACAAGACCCAGAACAUUUAUGGUGUUGUUCAAGCCUGUUUUUUGUGUUUUUUUAUUAAAAAUUUGAGAUGUGAAAAGUUUGUUUUAGUUAGAUGAUAUUUUAAUACCUGCCAGUGCUUUGGAACUAUUAAGAUGUCACUUCUCAAUACAUUUAUGUUUUGUUAUUCUUUUUUUUACACUCAGUAUAAAUCAGGAGAAGUUGUACAACAACCUAGCAUUUAGAAUUUCCUUUUCAUUGUCUUCCUAGGAACUGAAUACCCCCAUCACAGCAACAAAAGCAUUUUAUAAGUACCACUUGCUAGGCUUUAAGCACCUGCUUAACUUUGAGUAUGUCCUGAAUAUUUGGUAUAUAUAGUCAACAAAUAAAGCAAAAUAUAACAUGCAUUCCAAAUUUCAUCUUUUUCUAUUAAGGAUUUAACAGCUGAACUAUAUGACAAGAUUAGGUGAUCCUGGCAUAUGUUAAGUUCAAAUUAAUGUAAAACAAACCAACAAAAAAGAAACUAUUUCUAUUUAAGUAAUGUUUUUGAUUAUUGUAGCUAGGCUUCAAUUAUCCUUCAAAUGCACACUUACACUGUUACCUGAUUGUUUAUAACACUGUUACCUGAUUGUUUAUAAUAAAGAAUACUGUGCCUAUG
Messenger RNA from Balaenoptera acutorostrata (minke whale), 5195 nucleotides. RefSeq names its product SMAD family member 9 (gene SMAD9). Lineage: Eukaryota; Metazoa; Chordata; Mammalia; Artiodactyla; Balaenopteridae. Gene Ontology annotation, biological process: BMP signaling pathway; cell differentiation; transforming growth factor beta receptor signaling pathway. The transcript has 6 exons. Bases 472 to 1794 code for a protein of 440 amino acids. Gene Ontology annotation, molecular function: RNA polymerase II cis-regulatory region sequence-specific DNA binding; DNA-binding transcription factor activity, RNA polymerase II-specific; I-SMAD binding. The record is from RefSeq and is a predicted model, not a curated record. Gene Ontology annotation, cellular component: heteromeric SMAD protein complex.